Messenger RNA from Diabrotica balteata, 1432 nucleotides. NCBI's taxonomy places the organism in Eukaryota, Metazoa, Arthropoda, Insecta, Coleoptera, Chrysomelidae. The record is from the annotation of a GenBank genome assembly.
GGAGUAGUUUUUCAAAUGUUGACUUAAAUGAUUAACUAAUCUCACACAUAUAUAAUUUUUAAAAAAUUAUCACAGAUCGAUAAAGAAAAUGUCUGGGAUGGCUAUCUUUUAUAUAAACGUUUUAAUUUAAAGAGUGCAUAGUUUUUACUAAAGUUAUCCGUCGAAAUGGAUAUCGCUAAAGAACAUAGAACGUUAAUAGACCGUAUUGCUAGUGAAAAUGGAUUCACCGACUACGAAAUAAUAACCAGUUCUGGAUCCAAUAAAGGAGACAACUUUCUUGGAAUUCUUACUGCAAUUACCAUCAAAGACAAGGAAAAAAAUUUGAAUUUGAUUAUGAAGUCAUCUCAUACGAAUAAGGGUUUUAGAGAAGCUACACCCAUUAAAGAUAUUUUUAAUCGAGAAAUCUAUUUGUACGAACGCGUUUUUAAGGAGUUUAAAAAGUUCCAAGAAGAACACAACAUUGAAGAUCCUUUCGAAAGUGUUCCUAAAUGUUAUUUAUGCUUCGCUGAAGACGGACUUGAAAGUUUAGUUAUGGAGAAUUUAAAAACACAACAAUACGAGCUGUGGGAUAAAAAGGUCCCAAUGAAUAUAGGGCAUAUUAAAGCCAUUCUCAUUGAGUAUGCCAAAUUUCACGCCGUUUCAUUGGCAAUGAAACAAAAAAAUCCGGCAUUAUUUAAAAAAUUGACAGAAGAUAAUGCAGGUGAUGCAUUUGACAAAAAAUAUGCCAAUGAUAAGGAUAAAGAAGAGAAGUUUAAAAAUUUUAUGACUGCUAAUUUAUCCAAUGGUUACAAGGCAUUGAAAGAUGAUCCAGUGUUGACAGAACAUCUUAAAAAAUAUGAACAAAUUGCAGGUCCUGAAUUUUUUAAUAAAAUGAAAGGACCAGAAUACAAACUUGUUAUAACGCAUGGUGACUGUUGGUGUAACAAUUUCAUGUUUAAAUAUCAGGAUCCAAAUGAUAAAACAAAACCCCAAAGUUUACGUAUUGUAGACUGGCAAAUAUCUACUUUGGGAAGCCCAUGUGCGGAUCUAUCUUAUUUCCUUCUUGUUAACACUCCUGAAGAGGUUCUAGAUGAUAUCCAAACUUACCUAAAAUUUUACUAUGACAAACUGGCUUCGCAACUUCGUAAUUUUAAUUUGGAACCCGACGAAUUGUUUCCAUUCUCUACGUUUUUAGAUCAUUUCAGACUAUGUCUAUUACAAAGUUUUUUCAUAGUAUUAAUAGUUUUAAAAGUAAUGGUAACUGACAAAGAAGAUAUACCUGAUCACGUGGAAGCUGCUGAUAAAACGGGCGAGCCUUUCGCUUUGGUGAAUUAUGAAACAAAAAAUUUUGAAGAGUAUGCUAGAAGAUUAAAAAUUGUAAUGCAGUUUUUGGUUAAAAACCAGUAUUUGUGAUAUAAAAUUAAUAUUUAAAUAAAGUCUAUUUCUUAAUUUU